GCGUUGCUCCUAUAUCCAAACGAUAUAAAUUGUUGUCACAGUAAAUCUAUAGUGUAACAUGAGUUGUAUUUCAAAGAUGUUUUGUUGUUAUGAACUCUGGCUGGGACUCCUUAUAUUGAAAUAUCUUCACUUAGGAAUUCAAGCUGAUGUUAAAAUAGACAAGUAUGAAUAUGAUGGAAAGACAGUUGUGCCUAAACAUGUCACUGGCUGCCAGGAUGAAAAAACUGGAAUUUUGCUACGCGCAAUAAGAAUAUCAAAAAAAUCAAACGAAAUCGCUCUACUACCUUAUGAUAUAACAAAUACUGAUCAUCUAGAACUAUGGAUAGAGUUUACAAACCGAUGCAACGGAAAGAGGCAAUGUCAAAUGAAUCAAAUGAAGUUAUUAAAAAAUAUGUUCGACAUAGUACUUCUUUCUCCUGAAACUAACACUACCAUUGAAACCGAGUUUGUUUGUAAGCCAAUAGAUGGAGACAACGUUUACCGUAUUGCUACAAACUUCAAGCAAGUCAUCAACAAAGUUGGCAGCUCUUCUGUGUACUUAAUGUACAACAAGACAUCAGAGAAUAAAGUUGUGUGUCACGUGAUCGCAGAUACAAAGUUUGUAACAGUAGAAAUUUUACAUUUUGAAUGGAUACCAUCUGACUGUAAGAACUCCAAAGACAGGAUAUCUGUAUACCGGCAUGACUUUGAUUGUUCCUGGACAAAAGGAAAAAAAGCAGUAACAGUGCAGCAACCUCACAACAUAACAAUAGAGUUAUUGAAACAAUCAGGCUUUGUUUGGCUAGAAGUUCAAACAGAAGUGGCGGACGGACGAACUACACAACUAAAUCUGACUUGUGAUUUAGAAAAUCUUCUAGAACCUUUUAAAACGGUACCUGUAUCCACUAGAAAGAGUUCAAUUGCUACAAUGGCGACACUUGUAGCUAUUACAACGAUCCCAAUGAGAACUUCUGCGUUCAUUACUAAGACGUCCAGACGUGUAUCUGUAAAUACCGAAAAGACGCGGACAACGUCAUCAACUACAAAUACAAGUAGACAUUUUGUAACAAUGUCUAACAGUGGAAGCAAACAAGAUGUUGCCAACUUUAAUGACCAAUGUCUACCAGUGAUCAUCACCUUAUGUGUCCUAUUAACCAUUGCUGUAUCUGUAAUUAUAUUUUUGACGUACAGACUAAAGAAAAGAAACAGGAGAUCCUCAAUUAAUGUUUACAGCACGACAAAGGGAAGUAACCAAGACAAUCAUCUUUAUAACGAUACAGUGGAUCUCAAUCAGUACGAGACUGUCAAGGAAGCAUCGCCGAACACAUACAAUAACCAAUUGUCGAAUGUAUUAAUUUAAAAAGCUGAAAUUCUUUGUUAUCUUCUCUUUGUUAUGUUCUCUUUGUUAUCUUCUCUUUGUUAUCUUCACUUUGUUAACUUCUCUUCUCUUUGUUAUCUCUUUGUUAUCUUCUCUUUGUUUUCUUCUCUUCGUUAUCUCUUUGUUAUCUUCUCUUUGUUAUCUUCACUUUGUUAACUUCUCUUCUCUUUGUUAUCUUCUCUUUGUUUUCUUCUCUUCGUUAUCUCUUUGUUAUCUUCUCUUUGUUAUCUUCUCUUUGUAAUUUUCUCUCAGUUUUAAUCAAUCUCCACAAUUUUUCUCUCUGUUUCCCUUUAUUUCCAACUUCUUCUCCUCUUUCUAUUUUUAGUUCUCGUUAUUUAAAAACAUUUUUGUCCCUCGUUGUUUAUUACGUUUUAAACAUUUUAUGUUCACUUAUUAAAAAGUAACUUUAUGAAAAAAUAAAUUUCACUUUAUGUCCA
Messenger RNA from Biomphalaria glabrata, 1794 nucleotides. RefSeq lists its product as uncharacterized. The record is from RefSeq and is a predicted model, not a curated record. The coding region runs from base 59 to 1339 and encodes 426 amino acids. The transcript has 11 exons. NCBI's taxonomy places the organism in Eukaryota, Metazoa, Mollusca, Gastropoda, Planorbidae.